This is a messenger RNA of Trematomus bernacchii (emerald rockcod), 4038 nucleotides long. It is a transcript of the gene tfap4, whose product is annotated as transcription factor AP-4 (activating enhancer binding protein 4). The transcript is spliced from 7 exons. Gene Ontology annotation, molecular function: RNA polymerase II cis-regulatory region sequence-specific DNA binding; protein dimerization activity; DNA-binding transcription factor activity, RNA polymerase II-specific. Bases 282 to 1268 code for a protein of 328 amino acids. Gene Ontology annotation, cellular component: nucleus. Gene Ontology annotation, biological process: regulation of transcription by RNA polymerase II. The record is from RefSeq and is a predicted model, not a curated record. NCBI's taxonomy places the organism in Eukaryota, Metazoa, Chordata, Actinopteri, Perciformes, Nototheniidae.
ACACGGUCAUGCAGAGGGAGAAAGCAGAGGGGAGGGAGAGAGAGAGGUAGAGCCACACACAACGAGGGAACCCCAUCAGCUGGAAGUCGAGUAACAUUACAACUCUCAGCAGCCUGAAAAACUACUACCUUACACAAACGAGGAUUCAUAUCUUCUUUGAGGAUUUAACCCGCGUCGGAUCACGGGAUUUCUGCUCUCUAAGCAUAUUAUUUUUUCUUUUAUUCAACGAAGACUGUUGCCUGUUUUUUUUAGCAGGGGGGGCAAACUGGCGAGAGGCGAGCAUGGAGUAUUUCAUGGUACCAGCUCAGAAGGUGCCCUCUUUGCAACAUUUCAGGAAAACGGAGAAAGAAGUGAUUGGAGGUCUUUGUAGUCUGGCCAACAUUCCUCUGACCCCAGAAACAGCCCGGGACCAAGAGAGGCGAAUUCGCAGAGAGAUUGCCAACAGCAACGAACGUAGGCGUAUGCAGAGCAUCAAUACUGGAUUCCAGUCUCUUAAAACACUCAUUCCACACAGUGAUGGAGAGAAGCUCAGUAAGGCUGCCAUACUGCAACAGACAACGGAUUACAUUUUUGCUUUGGAGCAGGAGAAGACGCGGCUAUUGCAGCAGAACAAUCAGCUCAAACGAAUCAUACAGGAGUUAAGUGGUUCCUCUCCCAAGAGGAGGCGUGCAGAGGAAAAAGAUGAAGGGAUUGGCUCACCAGACAUCCUGGAGGAGGAGAAGACUGAGGACUUAAGGAGGGAGAUGAUUGAGUUACGGCAGCAGCUGGAGAAAGAGCGCUCAGUCAGAAUGAUGCUAGAAGAUCAGAUGCGUUCCCUGGAUGCCCAGUUGUACCCAGAGAAGCUAAGGAUACUCCCCGAGCAGGAGCCCCAGAACAAGAGCCUCGUCCAUCUGCAGCAGCACAAGCUGGAGAGGGACCUUUCUCCAGACCACAGCCCACAGGUGUCUGCCCCCUCUACCCCCCCUGCCCCUACACAUCAUGCCACGGUCAUCGUCCCUGCACCUGCCCAGCCUCCACAGCCCCAUCAUGUCACUGUGGUAACCAUGGGCCAGACAUCAGUAAUCAAUACAGUGUCCACAUCUCGGCAGAACCUGGACACCAUUGUUCAAGCAAUCCAGCUCAUCGAGGGCACCCAGGGGAAGGGUUGUGCCGGUGAGGAAGAGCAGCGGAGGGCGGUCAUCGUCACUUCGGGUCGCGGCCUUUCUGACGCGGCAGGCUCAGACACGGCCUCAAACAGUGACGGGCCCGAUGACUGUUCACUCCCCUGAGUUAUUCCCUGACGUCUCGCACGCCAUACACUUCCGUACAUGUACACACACACAAAGCCCAAGCAGAAAAGGGCUACAGGAGGCUUCACACCAACAGCACUCUUGUUCAUUGGACAUUAUUAGGGCUGGUAGACAGAUUGAAGCACUCGUUUUUGUUUUUGUUUCAGUACACUCUUACAUGUUUUACCGUGAUAGUCAGCCUGAAUAUGUUUACACUUAGACACUCAUACGAGCAGUCUCUUCUGCGUGUUUUUCUCUGCUUGUCUUAACAUUCACUGCUUAGCCCCCUGAUAUCUCACAAACAAAUAGAUCACUGAUCUAUGAAUGCUUCGUAAAACUGGAUACUAGAAUGUCUGCUUAACAUCACAAUUAAUCACCAUGACUGUUCUCUUUAUUCGGCCCUGAAGUCAUUUGACUGAUCCGCAAAACAGGAGACAAAGUCGACGAAGAGCCCGUCACCACCCAACACCAGAGCAUUUUAGUUUUAGAUUAACCUCUUUUAAACCUUCUUCUCGUGAGUUGUCUUGAGAGACACUGUGAGCUUACAAAAGUUGUCUCAUAGAAUCACCUUCUUUAGGUUUCUGGAUCUGAGAAUAUGAUGUUUUGUGAAGUCUCCUUUUCAAUAUUUUGUUCCUCUAAGGCUCCCUCAGCCAGCAAAUUAAGUGAUUGUACUGGAAAAACACAAUUUGAAAAGCUGUUUUCAUGGCUAACUGGUGCCCACAGAAAAUGAAGCUCGGGAGGAGAGAGUGCGCUUACUGGUUCACAGCUCUUCUCUUUUUGUGUUUGACUGUUUGUUUGUUGCCAUUUUUACUGGGCUGGGUUCCCAGUAAUCCCACAUAUGUAUUUGGCAUGUUCUUCCUUUUGCUCAUGGCCUGACAAAAAAAGAUCAGUGCAUUUCUUUUUUACACCCUCCCCCAUUGAAUUUAAAAGCACCUGGCUAUAGGUAAAUAAGCUAAUCCGUGGGCACUCUUGAGUGAUUUCCACUGGUGUAUGUGUGUCCCAUAUAGCAUUUUGAAUCAGCAGUUAUACCCCAGACUCUGGCAGUCUGCAACAGCACUGCAAUUGCCUUGAAGUGAAGGCAUUUGAUGUGUGUAUGUGCACACAACACGCAUAUAAAACUGACAUACAAUCAUUUCUUUGCUCAAUCUUAAGGGCUGGUUUUAUUAAGCCCUUAAUAAUGUAGUUAGCUGUCCUAAUGUUGGGACAUCUAUCAAAGCAGUGUGUAAUUGCCCUGUGAAAUAGUUUGACAUAUGCAUAUCCGUGCAUAGAUCAUAUGUGCUUUUGCGUGCUUUAUGUUUAUCCUACCAUGCUAUUUACAUGUUUCUGCUUAGAUCAUACUUUUAAGCGUUUCUGCCUGGUGCUGUUGGUUUUCGGCGUUCAGACAUGUAGCUUGGAUAGAGGCAGCAGCUUGCCUUACUAAUAGCCCGAUGGUGCAGGGAGGCACUGUGAAGCCAGCCUUAACACAGCCAUGGGGUCUGAGAGGCAAACCUGAACACUUGAUCUGGGUCGCUUGGUGGCCGGUGGGAUUGGUUUUCCUUUGCCUUCCCAAACAGGCUUGCAAACACCCAGGUGUGUUGGAAUAUACAGUGUAUUUCUUCUUUUUGUUGUAUUGUGUUUGCCACAAACCGGGCAGUUAUACUUAUUACAUUCAAGCACUCCCCAGUUAUUCAAAAUGUAUCCGAAUACUGACUGCUGGUUAGACUUACAUGUAGAUUUUCAACUGUUGGCCCGUUAGUGUUCUCUACUAUAGCCAGAUUUCUGAUUCAUUGGGGAAAAAUUCCACAAUGAAAUGUUGACAUUCCAUACAUUUUACACAUUUUUCCCUAUCAGGUUACUUUUCAAAAGUGAACCCUGGUGUAUUUAGAGAUUACAUUUAGUGCUUUUGACAUAUCAUGCUAUUUUAGAAUCGCAUUUAGGGACAUACUCCUUAUUAAUAUCCCCUGCAUGAAUGCAUAGAUGGAGCUUUGAACUGCUGGACAGAUAAUGUGUUCAAUUGAACGCAACUCAUCUAUCAUGAUUUAUGUCAUGGAAUUGCCCUUUAAAGAAAUAUUGAUGUCAGCUGCACUAAAAAGAGCAACGUGUCUGUCAAAUCGUGGGACAUCUCCCUGUCACUAUGGGCAGGGGAUUCCUAUAUGUUAAAAAUGUGUUUUGCAAGCUUUGCUUUUUGUAGAGCCCGUGCUUUUUUUCUCUGAGUAUUUGCAUUUAUUCGUUUUCUGCUGAAAACCAGAACUGUUUUAUUUCCAAAUGUGUUUUAAACUUUGUUCUGUGUGUUAGGAAAUGUUAAGUGGACAUAUCAGAUGAGUGGGGUGGGCCUGGGGAUCAUUAAAUAGGGUCAACAUUACAAAGCACUUACUGUACUAUGGAGUCGGCCUCUUUCUUUUGUAUAAAGGAGCUUCUCCUCAGAUAAAGCUCUUGAGGUUAUGAGUAAAAGCCGCACAGCUGUGUAUCCCCUUCUCCUUCAUGUCCAGACCUCCUACAUCAUUGUCCUGUUUGACCAUCACAUUUUUAGCAAAAUCUUAUUUAGCUGUCUUAUUUUUUUCUAUUUUCAAUAUAUUUUGUACCCCGUUACACAUUUGAUGGCUCCCUCAUCUCCCUUUCCAUUCGUCUGUUAUCUGUAUCUUUUUUUGUUAGACCUGUCAGUGCUUAUGGUCGUCAAGAAGCUAUUUCGUGUUUUUUUUUGUUUUGUUUUUUAAAGAAAUGUUUUGGGGAUAAAGAGGCUUGUGCCUUUGUAAAGACAGAAUAAUAAAGUUUGUACUUUGUUUUUUAUGCA